AAUCUUCCGGUCAACGGUCCAGGAGCUCAUCAGAUUUCAAAAGUCAAUAAUUAAACUGCUAGUUUUUCUUCAUCAUCUUCCUCAAUUCCUCUCAUUCAUCAAACAAAAUUCUCUAGCUCCUGAUCCUCCAUGAGUCGGAAAUUAGGGUUAGCUUUAGGAUUUUUUCUCUUACUCUCGCAUUUCUACUCCACCGAGUGCAAAUGCAGCCGAACCUGCGAUUUGGCUCUGGCGUCCUACUACGUCUCCUCAGGCGAUACCUUAUCGGUCAUAGCCCAGAAAUUCAAAUCAAACGUCUUGCAAUCGGAGGAUACAAUAGUUAAUUACAACAGGGAUAAAACCAAUAACAAGGACUUUAUUGACGCCUUCAUCAGAAUCAAUAUUCCCUUCCCCUGCGACUGUAUACGCGAUGAAUCGCUCGGCCUUGAAUUCCUCGGCUACAAGUUCCAGUACAAUGUUGAAAGUCAAGACACCUAUACCACUGUCGCCAACAAGACCUAUUCCAAUUUGACGACGGUUUCGUGGUUGGAGCAGUUCAAUAGUUAUCCGGCGACUAAUAUACCGGACACUGGUGUGCUUAAUGUCACCGUGAAUUGCUCAUGUGGGGAUAGUUCGGUGUCAAAUGAUUAUGGGUUGUUCAUUACGUACCCGCUCCGGCCUGGAGAUACUCUCGAGUCGAUUGCGAGGGAGUCCAAUAUAAGUGCCGACUUACUGCAGAGAUAUAAUGUUGGUGCAGAUUUUAGUGCGGGAACUGGCUUGGUUUACGUUCCAGGCAAAGAUGAAAACAAUAGCUACCGGCCCCUGACAUCAAGCACCGGUGGAAUAGCAGGUGGAGCUAUUGCUGGCAUAGCCAUAGGAACAGUAGCUGUGGUGCUGUUAGUAGCAGUUUGCGUGUACUUUGGAUUAUAUCGAAAGAAGAAGGUCAAGGAAGCAAUAUCUCUGUCAGGAUCUCAAGAACUCUCCCAAGCUUUGCAAGCUCCUGGAAGUAACUCGGAUAAACCUGUGGAAUCAAGUGGUCUGAGACCAUCUCCAGGUCUUGCAGGCAUAACUGUGGAUAAAUCAGUGGAGUUCUCAUAUGAAGAACUUUCCCGAGCUACUGAUAACUUCAAUAUGGCUAAUAAGAUUGGCCAAGGUGGCUUUGGCUCUGUCUACUAUGCAGAAUUGAGAGGCGAGAAAGCUGCAAUCAAGAAGAUGGACAUGCAAGCUUCAAAAGAAUUUUUUGCAGAGCUAAAGGUCUUAACACAUGUUCAUCACUUGAACCUGGUUCGAUUGAUUGGAUACUGUGUUGAGGGUUCUCUUUUUCUAGUGUAUGAAUACAUUGAGAAUGGCAACUUAAGCCAACAUUUGCGGGGCUCUGGGAGAGAUCCAUUGCCAUGGUCUGCUAGGUUGCAAAUUGCCCUUGAUUCAGCUAGAGGCCUUGAAUAUAUACAUGAGCAUACUGUUCCUGUUUAUAUCCAUCGUGAUAUUAAAUCAGCAAACAUAUUGAUUGACAAGAACUUCCGUGGAAAGGUUGCAGACUUUGGGUUAACAAAACUAACGGAGGUUGGAGGUUCAUCUCUCCCGACACGUCUUGUGGGUACAUUCGGAUACAUGCCACCAGAAUACGCACAGUAUGGCGAUGUCUCUCCAAAAGUGGAUGUCUAUGCCUUUGGAGUUGUCCUUUAUGAACUUAUUUCCGCCAAGGAUGCUAUUGUCAAGACGAAUGAUUCUAGUGCUGAAACAAAGGGCCUUGUUUCUCUGUUUGAAGAUGCUCUUGAUGAAGCUGAUGCUAGAGAAGAGCUUCCCAAAUUGGUUGACCCAAGGCUUGGAGAUAACUAUCCAAUUGAUUCAGUCGAAAAGUUAGCACAGCUUGCCAAGGCAUGUACACACGAGAAUCCUCAAUUACGACCCAGUAUGAGGUCUAUUGUAGUUGCUUUGAUGACUCUUUCAUCUUCAACAGAGGAUUGGGAUGUUGGCUCCUUCUAUGAAAACAAACCUCUUGCCAAUUUAUUGUCAGGAAGGUAAAAGAGUUUUUGAUGGAGAAAUUUUAUCAUACAACUGUUAUAUGGAUAACAAUUAGACAUUAACCAUUCAUUAUGGUGGAAUAACUCUUCGAAUGUAGAAACCGCCAUAAUCAAUGGUUAUGAUAAAACUGUUGUACAUAUUUAUUCAUAAUUUUUUUUUUC
This is a messenger RNA of Manihot esculenta (cassava), 2162 nucleotides long. Its product is annotated as chitin elicitor receptor kinase 1. Bases 130 to 2001 code for a protein of 623 amino acids. Lineage: Eukaryota; Viridiplantae; Streptophyta; Magnoliopsida; Malpighiales; Euphorbiaceae. The record is from RefSeq and is a predicted model, not a curated record. The transcript has 12 exons. Gene Ontology annotation, molecular function: transmembrane receptor protein kinase activity; ATP binding. Gene Ontology annotation, biological process: innate immune response; protein phosphorylation.